UCGAUGCAAAGCCGUGGGCUUUGACGCGAUCUACUUAAACGCGACCGCCGCUUCUUGCUUUUGCAACCUGCAGUUUGAUGCAGCAACUUCGCAUCCCGAGAUAUAACCGCGGCUCCCUCGGGUGCGUAGUAAUACUUUGGGGGGGAGGCCACGCCCCCGAACGUGGUGUCAGAGUGAAAUAGAGGCUCCGGUUGGUCGGGUUGGCGGACAACAUCUGCUGGACUCCUUCAUUCAAGUGACACCCGAGCUUUGAGCCGUAUUUGAGGAACCAUCCGUUGCCUUUCCGGGCCACUUUCAGUACUACUAUCAGCGCCGUUUGCUUCGCGCAGCCUCUGCGUAGUUGGGACGGUAGGAGAUUCUGGGUCUUUCGCAAAAGAAGCCGAGAGAGAAGGGCGGGGAAGGGGGGUCUUGGCGGCCUCCAAGUCGGCGCGGUUUGGGUACACACAAGGACCAUGUGUGCAGAGUGCUUACGGAAACUGGUGACCCUGGCGUUGGUCUUUGCAAGUGUGGAUGCGGUAGUGGGCACCGAAGCCACGCAUCCUCCGGAAGGUGCCCAGGACAGAGCUCCUCAGCAAAAAGGGCGGAUGUCUCUGCAAAAUUCAGCUGAAAUCCAGCACUGCCUGGUCAGUGCUGGUGAUGUUGGCUGCAGUGUAUUUGAAUGCUUUGAAAACAACUCUUGUGAGAUUCGAGGUUUGCAUGAGAUCUGCAUGACAUUUCUCCAUAAUGCUGGAAAGUUUGAUGCCCAGGGGAAAUCCUUCAUUAAAGAUGCCCUGAGAUGCAAGGCACAUGCCUUGCGGCACAAGUUUAGUUGUAUCAGUCGCAAAUGUCCUGCAAUCAAAGAAAUGGUGUUCCAGCUACAGCGAGAAUGUUAUCAGAAACAUGAUCUCUGCUCUGCAGCCAAAGAGAAUGUCCAGGUCAUUGUGGAGAUGAUUCAUUUCAAAGACUUGCUACAACUUGAACCGUAUGUUGAUCUGGUGAAUAUACUGCUCACUUGUGGAGAAGAAGUCAAAGAGGCCAUCACCCAGAGUGUCCAGGCCCAGUGUGAGCAGAAUUGGGGGAGUCUGUGCUCCAUCCUAAGCCUCUGUACUGUGGUUCCACAUGGAGAGUCUACCCUGGAAUCUGAAAAAAAGCCAAAUGAAGUCUCAAGAAUAUCCACUGGCCAAGGAAACCUUGUAAUUCACCCUCAGUCUGGUACCAGAGAGAAUUCUCAAAAUCCUAGAGGGGAAAGAGGUAGCAGGAUGCCUAUGAAUGCUCACACUCGCACUAAAUCUGGGGGUCAUAAUUCCAAAGCAACUCAUGAGACCUUUGAACAGAGAGAUGAACCUUCUGACUUCUCUGAUAUCCGAAGGUGAAAGGAGUAGACAACCCCACCUUUCCCCCUUCACCAAAAACUUCCUCCGUUGAGUUCAUUUUAUCUAGGGGCAUUCCAAAAAUAUUUACAAGAUAAAGGGGCUACGUCAAGCAUAGGGCAUUGCGGGUUAUGGGGCAGCAACAGCAUAUGUAUUAUAAGCUACAGAGGGGGAAAAAAGACUAUGGGUCGCUGAUUGUAUCCAACAAAUUCAAUGUAGAUGCAACAAAAUGUCUUCAUUUAAACUCUUUAAUUUCUUGAAAACCAUAAAGAGAUGCAGGUCUGGGUUGGUAAUAUUAUUUUUAAAUCAGGGAUAGAUUAAUACAAAUUAUGAUUUCUCCACUAAUGGUUUAGACUGUCUAAAUUAAAUUCAACAUGACUUUAAGUAUAAAAUAAUUCAGUCUCUUAACAGAAAUUAUAAGGGUGUAACUAAUAUGGGCUGCCAUGGCAUUUGUAAGAAGACGAAUGAGUAUGGUAAAGGGGACUUUCCAGUUGAAAACUUAGUUAUCCUCUGAGCCUACAUUCUGCUCCUUUUUAAGUGACACCAUCUGCCUUAAGUAUUUCCUUAUGCUGGUUUGGGCAGUUUAUUCCUCCAUCAUUUCUUUGAAAAUUGAUUAAUUACAGAACCAGCUUCCAGAUAAGGCAAAUGGGCCUUCUCUGUUAGUUCAGUAUUACACAAAACUCCCUUUUUAAUACUCUAAAUCUAAAAAGCCCCACUCCACUUCUGAUUUAAAUGGAUGUCAUAUUUUUCACAUAUUUUUUUCAGGCUUGAUGGAAAACCUCUUUAUACGCUGUAUCAAAAAUCAGUAUCACAAAGGUUACAGGGUUGCAGUAUUUUUAUGCAUUAAGGGCCACCAUUAUGUAGUAUCUGUUAAAGAAAAGUGUCAGUGAAGUGAGGACAUCAAUCACUUCAACGAUUUAAUCUGGUUAAAUAGGUGAAUUGCACACUUCUCCAUACCUCCAUCCUCAUUGCAUUUUCUUGGAAAUACAGCUAACUUUGUCAAAUUAAUGGAACUUAUUUCAUUGAGUAAGUUUGGAUUGCAACUUCCAUGGUCCCAAUUUACUGUGUUAUAUUUCAUUUUGCUUUUUUAGCCAUAUCUGUUCAUUAUUAUUUGAACAUAAAAGAUUACUCAAUAUAUUUACACAUUGAAACUUCAGUCAAUACUUUACUGGAAGAAGGUAUUCCUAAACCUUUUAGAAAAACCUUUCUGGAAAACAGGACUGUCUAAAAUAUUUUGGGUGUAUUAUACCCAACUUUACCAAACUGGUAAAGCGUUGGAUGUGUUGCGCUUCAAGUUCCAUAUUGCUGGAUGGAGAUUGUACUAUUUUUAAACCAACUCAUUUGAAUGAUCCCAGCUUGGAGAAGGCAAUGUUAGCUAUUCAGGUGUUUUAGAAGGAAAGACUAGACCUUAAGUUACUUGUUCACAAAGAGUUUCAUAUCUAAGAUUUUCUUAGUUAAUACAACUUUGGUACAGCUGUAGCUGUUUAUAUGCAUCGAAAACGCAAAGAUAGUCCUGAUGUACUGACUGGAUAAUUCAUAAAUUGCAGAAGUGGAGCAGCUUAAUAUAAAUUACUGUUCCACAACCUAGCAUAGACUUCAAGUUCCACUAUGAAAUUGUGGAUGGAAGUCUGAAGAUAUCAGGUCAGGAAUCUCAAAUGAAACUCAUUCCUCUUUGAUGAACGUAAUUAGAAAAAAGUAUAAGGACAUUGCAUCGUAUCUGCAGCUAGGAAACAUUUGCAUUUUGGGGAGGGAAACAGCUUUUGUGAUUAUGAUGGUCACAGCCCCAAAUCACCCCUUGAAACAAUGAAAUGUAUGAGAAAUGAUAUAGGUAAGUACCCUUUUAGAGGAAGAAUUGUGACCACUUCAGAAUAAACCAUCACACAGAGGUUAAAAAGCCCAAAGAUCUAUUAGUAUGAUUCCCAACUUCUAAAUUUCAGUCUGAGAAGUCUGUAUGGGAAUCAAAUCAUGUAUGUACCAUUAAAUGUCAGCAGAUCAUCUCAGUAUGCAUAUAAUUUAUCUUCAGUGAUCUAGGGAUGUUAAUAUUUGUUUCACAAAUAAUGUUAAUUUGAGGGGGAGAGUAAAGAAAUCACACAAGGCUAAUUUUCCUUUUUUCUCUCUGUGAAAAUUGGAUAUAUGUGUUCAUCUACUGAUUCCACAUAUUCGUUUAAUGUAAAUAUUUAACAUUUUUAUUUAUUAUAUUUUCUCCAUUUAAAAAAAAAUUGAACUCAGCACUGCUGGCUAAGAUAAUUUAAAUAUAUGUCAGGACCUGUGUUGUAUAUAUUCAUGCCACAAGUACAUUUUUGUUAUUGUUUAGAUCAAGGAAAAUAUAAUUUUAUACACUCCAUAAAGUUAUUGACAGCAUCAA
This is a messenger RNA of Pantherophis guttatus, 3714 nucleotides long. RefSeq names its product stanniocalcin 2 (gene STC2). Gene Ontology annotation, cellular component: extracellular region. Lineage: Eukaryota; Metazoa; Chordata; Lepidosauria; Squamata; Colubridae. The record is from RefSeq and is a predicted model, not a curated record. Gene Ontology annotation, molecular function: hormone activity. Gene Ontology annotation, biological process: intracellular calcium ion homeostasis.